Cloeon dipterum is the source of this 891-nucleotide messenger RNA. RefSeq lists its product as uncharacterized. NCBI's taxonomy places the organism in Eukaryota, Metazoa, Arthropoda, Insecta, Ephemeroptera, Baetidae. Bases 129 to 872 code for a protein of 247 amino acids. The record is from RefSeq and is a predicted model, not a curated record. The transcript is spliced from 5 exons.
AGCUGAGAUACAGCCUGUCAACAUCAGCGUCGCUGGCCGGUAGACACAAACAAAGAGUGCGAUUGCACGCGUAUGCAAACGAGAAGGUGUAAAUUCCCUGUAAAAUCAAAAUUCUGCCCUUCCACGUCAUGGCAGAGCAUUCGAAUUCGCUCAAAAUUUCCUGCAACUGGAGGAUCACUAAUGAGAAGAAGAUUAAAAACGCUGUCACUCUCAUAGAUUCGUCAAAGAUUGUUGACAUAGAUGAAAUCGUGACUCUCGACUCGUGCAUUGCCUUGUCUCGGCAGGACGAAGCCGAUCAGCUUGAAGUGUCUGUCGAGCUCACUGAUCCGAAAAUUAGCAUCAAAAGCGUUUGGAUAGUCUCAGAGGCGAAGGUGCUGGAGCUGUUCGGCCGGCUCGGCGAGUACGAAAGCACCACAAAUGCAGUCAACACUGACGAUUGCGACGACGAAGACGAAAUGCAGGUUUACAGAGCGAAACUAGCGCCGAAAACGUCAACAAGAAAAUGCUCCAUUAGAUUUGCAGGGGCAGCAAGGCGCAAUGAGAUGUGGAUUUUAGGAAUGGGAAUCGUCGUCGAGCCUUGUUCGGUGCUCAACGAAAGCGUCUCCAUGGCUGAGAGAGUGGAAAAUAUUUUACUUGACUCCAAAGUGCCUCUGACGAAAAACGCCGAGAGUUUCAAAGAAAUUGUCAUGAGCCAACCGAGCUUCCAGAGUAACGUCUACUGUCCUGGAGGUGAAGCAACUCUGAACGCUGACAAAAUGUACUUGAUGCAAGUCGAGGAGAAAAUUACUCAAUAUAUUGACGCGAAAUUCGCGCACCUUGAGGAAAAGAUUGAUAAGAAAUUUGAUGAGAUUUUGAAAAUUUUGCAGAAAUAAAUAAUGAGUUUGAAUGGAA